Messenger RNA from Colletes gigas, 3559 nucleotides. It is a transcript of the gene pins, whose product is annotated as G-protein-signaling modulator 2. The transcript is spliced from 6 exons. NCBI's taxonomy places the organism in Eukaryota, Metazoa, Arthropoda, Insecta, Hymenoptera, Colletidae. The record is from RefSeq and is a predicted model, not a curated record. Gene Ontology annotation, molecular function: GTPase regulator activity; protein binding. The coding region runs from base 303 to 2135 and encodes 610 amino acids.
UGGACGCUCAAUUUUCGGUCAGUUGCAUUCUGAAAGAGUGAGGAUCGGUGCAGGGCUCCGGCUGGAGGGAAAAGGGACGGCGUAUUUUAUUCGCGUAAAGUACGCAGAUGCAAUUAUGUGAGGGAAUAAGCAGUGGAAUAGGAAACGUGAAAAUCAUGAUGCGCGAAAAGUCGUGUUUACCGAAUUAUUAUCAUACCCCAAAUAAUCGCCUACCGUGCACAUAAGGCGUGUGUUAUUUACGGCCCCAAAGCUGCAAGGAUCAAUUGUUAAUUUGCAAAGGGAACAAAGACAGAAGGAGUACGAUGUCUCUGAGUGCGAGCGCUGAAAACUUAUCAUCAGAAGGGCAAAAUAGCGAAAGAUGGAACAUGUGCCUUGAAUUGGCGCUCGAGGGCGAGCGUCUGUGUAAGGCUGGAGAUUGUAAAUCCGGGGUGGCAUUCUUUCAAGCAGCGAUCCAAGCCGGUACGGACGACUUACGGAUAUUGAGUGCAAUUUAUAGCCAGUUGGGUAAUGCAUAUUUUUACUUGGGAGAUUAUGUCAAAGCGAUGCAAUAUCACAAGUUGGAUUUGACACUUGCACGUAACAUGGGAGACAAAUUGGGAGAAGCUAAAUCUAGUGGAAACUUAGGAAACACACUGAAGGUUAUGGGAAAGUUCGACGAAGCUAUGAUUUGUUGUAAGAGACACUUGGAAAUUUCAAGAGAAAUUGGCGAUAAGCUUAGCGAAGGAAGGGCAUUAUACAAUUUAGGGAAUGUUUAUCACGCAAAAGGGAAACAAGCUAGUAGAGUAGGGCAUCAGGAUCCUGGUGAAUUUUCUGAGGAUGUCAGACAGUGUUUGCAACAAGCUGUUUGCUAUUACGAAGAAAAUUUAGAGUUAAUGAAGGAAUUGGAAGAUUCUGCUGCACAAGGUAGAGCAUGCGGGAACCUGGGAAAUACGUUUUACCUUUUGGGUGAUUUUCAACAAGCAAUUUUUUAUCACAAUGAGAGAUUAAAAAUUGCGAGAGAAUUUGGUGACAAAGCUGCUGAGAGAAGAGCAAAUAGUAAUUUAGGAAAUUCACAUAUAUUUCUCGGUGAAUUUGAAAAGGCUGCACAACAUUACAAGAGAACUCUAGAUCUUGCACAGGAUUUAGGGGACAGAGAGGUAGAAGCACAAGCAUGCUAUUCUUUAGGAAAUACGUAUACUCUUCUUCGGGAUUAUCCAACUGCAAUAGAAUAUCAUUUGUGGCAUCUUGAGAUAGCACAGCAACUUAAAGAUCGCGUAGGGGAAGGCCGUGCUUGUUGGUCAUUGGGCAAUGCCUAUGCAGCAAUGGGCAAUCAUGAGAAGGCACUACAUUAUGCCAAUCUGCACUUAAACAUUUCAAAAGAACUGGAAGAUCCUAUGGGACAAGCUACAGCACAAAUGAACGUCGAUGACCUGCAAAAGAUUUUGGGUUUGGAAAAAGGGCAACAACAUGAGAAUAACAAGGAAAAUAUUGGACACAAACAUUCAACCAAUUCCGAAUCAAACGUUAAUAUAUCAUCGCCGUGUAGAUAUAGACUUAGACGAGAAAGUAUGGACAAUUUGGACCUUAUCAAGCUUACGCCGGACGCAAAAUUGAAAGAACAAGCUGAAUCUCAAACCGAGAAAAGUAAUAGCAUAACAUCGCAACUUAGUCAAAAAGAAGAGGAUAACUUCUUUGAUCUUCUGUCUCGUUUUCAAUCUGGUAGAAUGGACGACCAACGUUGUGCAUUGAACACGCAUUGCAGUCAGAAGUUCAGAGCAAUCACGCCUGAAGCGUGCGAUUCGGACAAGAAGGACGGGGAAGAUUUGUUGGAACUGAUCGCGGGAAUGCAAAGUAAAAGAAUGGACGAGCAACGAGUGACGCUGCCUUAUUUACCUGGCCUAAAUACUAAUCAAGAUGCCGAUGAUUCCUUCAUUGAGAUGCUCGUGAGGUGUCAGGGUUCACGUUUGGAGGAUCAGCGAAGUCCUUUGCCUGCGCCAUCGACAGUGCAAGAUGCUGAAGAGGAACACAGCCAAAGAUCUAAUGGAACUCAAGCAGGUUCGACGGUGCCCGAAGAAGAUCUUUUUGCUUUAAUUCAAAGACUUCAGGCGGGACGAAUGGAAGAUCAAAGAGCUUCAGGGCCUGGUAAAACUUACUAAAAAUAUUAACAGCGGGAAGCGACUUAAAAAUAACCGCGUCAGGUCUUAUGGUAACACCAUAUACAGUAGUGCUCACUUAAAUGAUCUCAGAAUUGAAAUGAGGAAAGAGGAUAAAUAUGAGUGAGAUAUACAAUGUAUCGAUAACAACUGGCGUUAAAGAUAACCGCGGACACUUAAGUGGGCACUACUGUACUUGAAAUUUUGCAACUCGUUCACGCGAUUUCUUUUUAUAUUAUAAUUUACAAAACGUUCAGUGCUUAAUUUAACAUUUAUGGUCUACAAAAUCAUUGCAUGGAUAUGACUAAAAUUCAGCGAAACUGUAAGGUAUUAUAAUACCGUCCACUGUUAUUAGUUCCCCACUUAUUACUUGGAAUUGAUCUUUUUUUCAUUACUUGAGUGUCCGCAAUAUGGUGCCAAAUGCUGUACAUACGAGCCUAAGUUAUGCGUUUAAACGCUCGGGAUGUGUUAUGCAACGUUAAACGGAGAAUAAUUUUAUAUUAGUAUUUUUGAAGUAUAUCGUUUCUCAACAGCAACUAAGAAAUGGUUCAAUAAUUUAUGACGUACAAAAGAUUCGUUCUUGACCAGAAUAAGCACUGCCAGGCUGAGAGCAUGAAUGGCACGAACGUACUUUCGAUUAUCAGAAGAGUUAUCACGUUGUUGGGUAUCGUGUGCUGAAGGUCUACUAAUUCUUCUUUUGCAUAUCUGGUGUUGCACAAUUUAUUUUUGCAAAUGGCGGGAAAGUGCGCCUUGGCGUGCUGUCUACUUGGUGCCAAACAUUAAUGCGUUGAAAACUAAAUACCGAGGGUAAGGAAGAAAGUUCUUGGUCGUUGUUAUUUGUAUGUACCUUUCUGUAUUUACUGUUUUCUCUAUUGUACGUUGACGAACGUACGCCAAUGCGAAGCGUUUUGCUCGGGUCAUUAAAAGUUGGUAACCUGUACGAUUACCAUUUUUAUCUUUCGUCGUUCAUAUAUUUUGCGCAUUUCAAGGACUCCGCUGAUUAGAAGUCUCCCGGGAUGGACGUAAUUCGUUUCGUAUUGUUUCUUUUAAUCUUAGUACGCUCCUCGUCACGCAGUCUAUAUUUUAUGGGUGGCUACCGUAGCGAAUAGUAUGCUAGAGCCCAAAGUAUAUGUGAGGUUAGGUGUGCCCCCUUCCACUCUGACCAAUUAGAUCUGCAUUCCUGUCGGUGGACUUUUCGUCAGCGGAGCACAAUACAUAAAACGUUGAUCACGAUCGUGAAAUUUGAGUGAAACUAAUUUCAAUGGUACCUAACUAUGUAACUAAAUUCUAUAGUACUAACGAUACUCCAAAGCGCUGACACUUAUUAACGAACUUAAUUAUAUACAGGAGAAUAUAAUUUAUACGGAUUCUCUAACUUACAAUCUGAUACAGCGUAAUGUAUCGCCUGAUCUCCUUGUGUUCCAAAA